Rhinolophus ferrumequinum (greater horseshoe bat) is the source of this 869-nucleotide messenger RNA. It is a transcript of the gene CARD19, whose product is annotated as caspase recruitment domain family member 19. Lineage: Eukaryota; Metazoa; Chordata; Mammalia; Chiroptera; Rhinolophidae. The record is from RefSeq and is a predicted model, not a curated record. Bases 151 to 702 code for a protein of 183 amino acids. The transcript is spliced from 6 exons. Gene Ontology annotation, cellular component: mitochondrion.
AACGCUGGGGCGGGGCCUUCCGGGAAGGGGCAGACCAAGCCGGACGGGUGGGCUGCGGUCACCCCUCGUCCGCUGGAGGCGGCCGACUGACGGGUGGACGGCGGUAGGGGGAUAGGCCGGUGCCGGCCGGGUGCAUGCCGUGCCGCCGCCAUGACAGAGCAGACCUACUGUGACCGCCUGGUCCAGGACACGCCUUUCCUGAUGGGCCCCGGGCGCCUGAGCGAGCAGCAGGUGGACAGGAUCAUCCUCCAGCUGAACCGCUACUACCCCCAGAUCCUCAGCAACAAGGACGCCGAGAAGUUCCGGAACCCCAAGGCAUCCUUGCGCGUGAGGCUCUGUGACCUACUGGGCCACCUGCAGCGGAGCACCGAGCGGGAUUGCCAGGAAUUCUACCGCGCCCUGUACAUCCACGCUCAGCCCCUGCAUAGCCGCUUGCCCAGCCGGCACACCCUGCAGAACUCAGAUUGCACAGAGCUAGACUCAGGCACCGCGAGCCGAGGGCUCAGUGACAGGGGACCCGUGGCCUUCCUGGCCUGUCUUGGCCUGGCUGCGGGGCUGGCCCUCCUCAUCUAUUGCUGCCCUCCAGACCCCAAGGUGCUGCCGGGGGCCCGGCGUGUCCUGGGCUUCUCCCCACUCAUCAUAGACAGGCACGUCAGCCGCUUCCUGCUGGCCUUUCUGACAGACGACCUGGGGGGCCUCUGACAGACCAGCCGCUGCCGCCCAUCUUGCACCAAAGAGCCCCCGCCUGCCCACCCACCCGGGGCCUUCUUCUUUUCCAAAUGCUUCUAUUUCACUGUUUAUAACGACUGUAAGAAGCACUUUACCUUCUUACAAAGGUGCUCAACCAUAUUAAAUGUACCAGUCUCUUC